GUACAGAAUAAAUCCCUUGGCUCUUGUCUACUCGCUCUGCGAACACUGUGAUUCCCGGCGAACGAAGCAACUGAAUCUUCCAUUAAUGGCGUUAUCUCGAUCAAACCUUGGGCUCUCUCGGAUCCUUCGCUCUCUAUCAAAUCGUAACCUAAUAAUACCCUUCUCCUCCUCCGCCGCCGCCACGUCUCUUCACCAUGACGACGGCGACAACCUCGACGAGACCGCCUCCGCCGCUGCAGUCAACGUCGUUGAGUUUACCAUGGAGGACUUACAGAUCGCCGACAAGUUCCACUCCCUCAUCAAGGACCACUAUCGCAAAAACCCUAACCCCAGCGCCGACACCGCCGCCUUAAACCCUAGCCUCUCGACCCCCUGCCAUUCCCUCGAUUUCUCCUCCAUCGCUUCUCCGAUUUCUCCUUCGGUCGUCCGGUGCGUGAUCGAGAAGUGCGGCGGGGUCCGCCACGGCAUUCCUUUUGAACAGGCGUUAGCCUUCUUCAGCUGGGCCACUUCCCGCGAUGGCUACGACCAGAAUACGCCUGGUCCGUACAACGAGGUGGUCGACCUCGCCGGAAAGGUACGGCGUUUCGACAUAGCUUGGAACUUGAUCGAUCUGAUGAAAUCGAGAAACGUAGAGAUUACCAUAGAGACCUUCACGAUUCUGAUUAGGCGAUAUGUUAGGGCUGGAUUAGCUUCUGAGGCUGUUCAUGCCUUCAACCGUAUGGAGGAUUACGGUUGUAUACCCGACAAGAUAGCGUUUUCCAUUGUAAUAAGCAAUCUCUGCAAGAAGAGAAGAGCAAAUGAAGCUCAGUCCUUUUUCAACAGCUUGAAGGAUAGGUUCGAGCCUGAUGUUAUCGUAUACACCAACCUGGUCCGUGGAUGGUGCCGAGCUGGUGACAUUACAGAGGCAGAAAAGGUGUUCAAGGAGAUGAAAAUGGCUGGAAACAAACCAAAUGUAUACACUUACAGCAUCGUGAUCGAUGCAUUGUGCAGAAGCGGGCAAAUCAGCCGUGCCCAUGAUGUGUUUGCUGACAUGCUAGACACGGGUUGUGCCCCGAAUGCCAUAACUUUCAAUAACUUGAUGAGGGUUCAUGUCAAAGCAGGGAGAACCGAGAAGGUUCUGCAGGUUUAUAACCAGAUGAAGAAGCUGGAAUGUGAACCGGACACUAUCACGUACAAUUUCCUCAUCGAUACUCAUUGCAGAGAUGGGAAUCUGGAUAACGCCGUCAAAGUUCUCAACACGAUGAUCAAGAAAGGGUCCGAACCCAAUGCCUCGACAUUCAACACGAUAUUUCGGUGCAUCGAGAAGAAAAGGGACGUGAAUGCCGCACACAGGAUGUACGGGAAGAUGAGGGAUGUGAACUGUGAGGCUAAUACAGUGACCUACAACAUAUUGAUGAGGAUGUUUGCCGGGUCGAAAUCAACCGACAUGGUUCUGAAAAUGAAGAAGGAGAUGGACGAGAAAGGGAUCGAGCCAAACGUGAACACUUACCGGAUUCUAGUGACGAUGUACUGUGGGAUGGGGCAUUGGAACAAUGCCUUCAAGUGUUUCAAGGAGAUGGUAGAGGAGAAGGGCCUGAAACCGAGCCUCCCUCUCUAUGAGUCGGUUCUUGCCCAGCUGCGAAAGGCCGGACAGUUAAAGAAGCACGAAGAGUUGGUCGAGAAAAUGAUCGAGCGGGGAUUCGUCUCGAGGCCGAUAUAGAUGGAUUGAUUCAAAGGGUCUUUGGAAUUUCGGAGACAGGUUCAUUGUCGAUCCAAUGGCGACCUCUUCUUAUACUCACUGACCGGACAUGCUUUCAAUCCUUUGCACUCACUCUGUUUUGUUAUAAAUUAGACAAAAAAAAUAUUGUUUUUAUCAAGAAAUACAACAUCUGAUUCGUUUUCAAUCGUGCUAGAGAUUCACAAUUUUUUUUAACUA
Tarenaya hassleriana is the source of this 1915-nucleotide messenger RNA. Its product is annotated as pentatricopeptide repeat-containing protein At1g20300, mitochondrial. The record is from RefSeq and is a predicted model, not a curated record. The coding region runs from base 86 to 1699 and encodes 537 amino acids. Gene Ontology annotation, molecular function: protein binding. The transcript has 2 exons. Lineage: Eukaryota; Viridiplantae; Streptophyta; Magnoliopsida; Brassicales; Cleomaceae.